GGAGUGUUGGAAGACAAAUACUUAAAGAGAGAGGAGACAACAAUUCAUGGUGGUGGACUAACUCUGCAAACCUAAACUGAACAGCUCAGAAAAUGUGUAAGGGAUUAGCUGCCCUGCCCCAGACAUGUCUGGAAAGGGCUAAGGAAAUCAAGAUUAAAUUGGGAACUCUGCUUCAGAAGCCAGAGAAUUCCAUCGACCUUAUCAUCCCCUACCAAGAAAAGCCAGAGAAGAAACCAGAGAAGCUUCAGAAACCUACACCUGAAGAGGCAGCUCAAUGGCAUGAGUCCCUUGAUAAGGUCCUCUCCAACAGCUAUGGCCUGGCCACCUUCAUGAGCUUCCUGAGAUCUGAGUUCAGUGAGGAAAACAUUGAGUUCUGGGAGGCUUGUGAGGACUUUAAGAAGACCAAGUCCCCCCUGAAAAUGGCCACUAAAGCCAAAAAGAUUUAUGAGGAUUUCAUUCAGACUGGUGGGCCCAAAGAGGUAAACAUCGACCACUUCACAAAAGAUUUGACUCUGAGGAACCUGGUGGAUCUUUCUUCUUCUACCUUCGAGCUGGCUCAGAGCCAAAUCUUCACUCUGAUGGAGAAAGACUCUUUUGGUCGGUUCCUGAGGUCUGAGCAGUAUCAGGAACUUAUCAAGUAAACUGACUUAUCCAGUUGCAGGGAGACAAAAAAAAAAAAAAUAGGCAAGAAGAAUCAGUGCCACUUUUUUCAAGACAAAAUUGUCUCAUAUGGACUUCAGUUUUUCUUUAUAACUGCAUAACAUACAAAAUACUACUUUUAUUUACUUUUUAUUUUAUAUAAUUCUUUAAUAUACUUUAUUGAACAAAAUACAUUCCUGAACAUCAAUUAACAAAACAAAACAAAAAACAUUGGGUAUAAAUGUAUUUGUCUCCCUGUAGCUGACUGAAUCAGCCCAUUGCUAAUGAGAACAUCUUAAUGUCUAUUGUUUAGUUAAUGUGAUUCCUGCCCAGUGCUUUGAAUGUCAAAGUCAAGAAACUUAAUAAAGAAGUUAUCAAUCAGGGAUUAAGAGAAAUACCACUCCUCAUAAAAAUGUGAUUUGUCAUUAACAAACAUUUGAAUUGUACAAGUGCCAAGGGUUUGAAGCACCUCUUAAAAUGUUGUAGAUAUGUCUGAUUAUUUGGAGUUACUCUCUUUUCUGACCCCUGUAGACUAAAUAAAGCUCUGAGAAUGAUCCCCGCUUGUUAUUCGUGGCUUUUCCGGUAAGUGCAGAAGUGGUUCAUGUACUUUUAAUGAGGACAUUCUGACCUAAUGGAGUUUUGUCCUCUUAGAAGAAGCAUCUUAGCACAAUCUAAAUUGCAGGGAAAGGGUGUGUGAAUGGGAUAUGGGAAUGGGAAAUGUCUUUUUUGGGGGGGGGGUAUCUGUGUUCAUUGCCCGUGGAGAAGUAGCCCAUUUAGUACAGAAAGCUUCACUCUAAGUCAAUGUAGAGAAAACAAGUGAAGUGCUAAGAUGCACUGCAGUCUCUGGGAACUUGUUGGGUGGUUACCACUAUUGAAAGUUGCUAAGAUGGGAAUAUCAAGUAGGAGGGAAUCUCUAUAAAGCACUGGGCACAGUAUAUUUUUAUUCUAAAGGCAAUGUUAAUUCCCAUGCAAGAUUAAAAGCAGAUUAGAUCAUGGAAACCCGAAACAAUGAAACAGCAAUGGUUUACCAGAAUGCCACAUAUUCAGUACAUUGUAAGUCUUAUAAACUUGUAGUCUAGACAAGAAUAAUCAAACUACAAUUAAUACUUCCAUUUACGUUUUUUGUUUGUUUGUUUUUUUUGCCCUUAGCAUGUGCAGCUUUUAGUGUUCAAUCAUACGUUUUGAGAAGUAUGGAAUUUAUUACAGUGUGAAAGGCAUAUUAAACACCAAAAUGUAACUCACAAGUGUGAUGUUCAGUACACUUUUGCAUGCUUUUUUUAUGUAUGUUUUAUCAGACACAAAUACUCCUGCAUGUUUCUAUCUUUAUCAUACUACAGUAUGUGUGUAGCUGUGUGACUAAAUAUCCAUUCAUAUUCAUUGAUAUAUAAGCACUGAUAAGCAGGUGCUUUCAGAAGUCCUUACUGAUGCCCCACAAAUGCAUUUUUAUUUUAGUUCACUGCAGCAACAACAACAAUAAAGUGAUUCAGAUCAAGAACCAAUAUGAUUGUUCAUGAAUUGGGUCUUUUUAAAUUUUAUAAUCAGUAAAAUAAUUAUAAACCAUAUUGCCAUAUAGUUUUUAUUAUUUCCUUUGAGGUAACUGCUGAAAAUAUGUCAAGUUGUCAGUAAGGACUGACAGAGUACCUUGCUCCUACAAAAAAUCUGCAUUAAAAACUAUAUGCAUGUA
Molecule: messenger RNA, 2323 nt
Organism: Xyrauchen texanus (razorback sucker)
Lineage: Eukaryota; Metazoa; Chordata; Actinopteri; Cypriniformes; Catostomidae
Product: regulator of G-protein signaling 5-like
Exons: 5
Coding region: 93-641 (182 amino acids)
Source: RefSeq, a predicted model, not a curated record